Hansenula ciferrii is the source of this 846-nucleotide messenger RNA. It is a transcript of the gene PET8, whose product is annotated as Pet8p. Gene Ontology annotation, molecular function: S-adenosyl-L-methionine transmembrane transporter activity. The coding region runs from base 1 to 846 and encodes 281 amino acids. The transcript has 2 exons. The record is from RefSeq and is a predicted model, not a curated record. Gene Ontology annotation, cellular component: mitochondrial inner membrane. NCBI's taxonomy places the organism in Eukaryota, Fungi, Ascomycota, Saccharomycetes, Phaffomycetales, Wickerhamomycetaceae.
AUGUCCACUUCCAAUGAUUUCUUUAUAUCUCUUUUGAGUGGUGCUGCAGCUGGUACUUCAACUGAUUUAACAUUUUUCCCCAUAGAUACAGUCAAGACAAGAUUACAAGCUAAAGGUGGAUUUUUCCAAAAUGGUGGUUAUAAAGGAAUAUAUAGAGGGUUAGGUUCAGCAGUUAUAGCAUCUGCACCAUCAGCUUCAUUAUUUUUUGUAACAUAUGAUACAAUGAAAUUAAAGUUAAAACCAAUAAUUUCUGGAUUUUUACCAGGAAGAGAAAAUUUAUCAACUACAAUAACUCAUAUGAUUUCUGCUUCUUUGGGUGAAAUUACUGCUUGUUUGGUUAGAGUCCCUGCAGAAGUUAUAAAACAACGUACACAAACUUCAAUAUCAAAUUCUUCAUUAGAUACUUUUAAAAUUUUACUUAAAAAUGAAAAUAAAGAAGGUUUAAUUAAAGGUUUUUAUAGAGGUUGGAGUACUACUAUCUUGAGAGAAAUUCCAUUUACAAUAAUUCAAUUCCCAUUGUAUGAAUGGUUAAAGAAAACAUGGGCACAAAAACAAAAAACUCAAACAGUAAAUCCUAUACAAGGUGCAAUUUGUGGUUCCAUUGCAGGAGGUGUUGCAGCAGCAUUAACUACACCAUUAGAUGUUCUAAAGACAAGAAUAAUGUUGAAUGAAAGUAGAGUUUCUGUGUUUUAUUUAGCAAAAUUAAUUUUUAAAGAAGAAGGUUUUAAAGUUUUUUGGAAAGGUAUUGGACCAAGAACAAUGUGGAUUAGUGCUGGUGGUGCUAUUUUUUUGGGAGUUUAUGAAACUGUUAAUACAUUGUUGACCAGUGUUAAGAAAAAUAAAUGA